Trypanosoma conorhini is the source of this 492-nucleotide messenger RNA. RefSeq lists its product as uncharacterized. The record is from RefSeq and is a predicted model, not a curated record. The transcript has a single exon. The annotation marks the transcript as partial. Lineage: Eukaryota; Euglenozoa; Kinetoplastea; Trypanosomatida; Trypanosomatidae.
GGGGCCCAGAACCCCCACACAAACGUGUCCCCAUUCGAAGAUCAAAGAGGCAACACACAUUUGUGUGCCGCACGGCCUCCACACCGCGAGCGCCACGCUCCCGCUCAAUCUUCUCAGCCUCCAAAACGGAUUCCCCGCACCCCACAGUUUCUCGCCUUCCCAAUCAUAGUCCUCCUCGGCAACCGGGGCGCCAGUCGCCUGCAGGGCGCCGUCACCCGCCGCAGUGCGCCCAUCGAACGCAGCCGCACUGAAGAUGCCACGCGGCAGCGGGCCGACAAGCUGCAUGCGACCCGCGACCGCCUCCCACUACUUCUUUUGCUCCUGCGCGGGAUGAUGGCGCGCGUCCGCCGGGCACACGUCGCCUUCGCCUCCUUCUCGUCGCGGCAGCGCAUGGUGGGGGGAGGCAGAGAUGCAGUCGCAUCGCCAGUGCUCUGGAGUUAUUUCCCUUUGCGGACGCCAACACGCAAUCAUGCCCCACCCACAAGGCCGUAA